Messenger RNA from Magallana angulata, 1373 nucleotides. RefSeq names its product galactoside alpha-(1,2)-fucosyltransferase 2-like. Gene Ontology annotation, cellular component: membrane. Gene Ontology annotation, biological process: carbohydrate metabolic process. The coding region runs from base 165 to 1253 and encodes 362 amino acids. The transcript has 2 exons. Gene Ontology annotation, molecular function: galactoside 2-alpha-L-fucosyltransferase activity. The record is from RefSeq and is a predicted model, not a curated record. Lineage: Eukaryota; Metazoa; Mollusca; Bivalvia; Ostreida; Ostreidae.
UGGCCGUUAUACCUUUCUUGUAAAGGACUAAAUGAAAUUUGGUUUUACUCAAAUCAGUUUUACCAACAAAAAUACAUCUGUAUGUAUAUUAUAUUAGUAUGUAUAGUUUUGUUUUAGGACUGAAGUACACAUAGUGCGGUAUUUAUAGUAUCGAGGAUAUAGAGAUGCGUUUGAGCAAACGAUUAUCCUACUUUGCUAUUUUAGGGAGUUUAAUGGUGUUUGGAAUUUCGUUUCUGAACAAAGCAAGGCUAUAUUCAACUUUGAAAAUAAAUUAUCCCUAUCAUCUUCAUAACAUAGAAGUGAAAAUGGAUACCUUCACUGGGGCCCAGGAUCUAACGCACAAACAAAUAGAGAUCUAUGAAAUUCCCUCAAGGAAAAACAUGUUUAAUUUUUCCAAUUCAUCAGGAAUAGUUUGUAUCACGUUUAUGGGAAGAUUGGGUAACUUGAUGCUGGAGUACGCGUUUCUGUAUGCAAUGGCUAAAUCAAAAGGACUAUAUCCGAUUAUUCCGGAGGAUUCUAAUCUCCCCAAAAUAUUUUCUAUCCACAACACAACAUUGUCUCGUAUUGGAUUACCAAAGGAUGCCUGUUUAAAACUUCCCUUUCACAAAGAACGUUGGGGUCUUUCCUUUGACGAACAUUUAUUCAAGAUUCCACGGUCCAAAAGGGAAAACUAUAGGUUUCACGGAUAUUUUCAGUCUUGGAAAUAUUGGAUUAAAUAUGAGAAAGAAAUUCGAAGUGUUUUUCAGUUUAAUGACGAAAUCAAAAGAAAAGCUGUCUCCCAAUUUCAGAAGAUUUUAAAAGAGAGAGAUUUUACACUAGACAAAGACGGCGUUGUCGUUAGUGUUCAUGUCAGACGAGAAGACUAUUUAUCGAAAGAAGUCGUGAACUACGGUAAACUCACGCCAGGUGCCACGUUUUAUUUUAACGCCAUGUCGUUUUUCAAGAAUAAGUUUAACAAGGUACUGUUUAUCGUGGGUUCCACGGACACUGAGUGGUGUAGGAAGACUUUUGACGGAGAACCAAAUACCCAUAUCUCUACUGGAAACUCGGCCGCCGAGGAUAUAGCGCUACUUAGUUUGGCCAACCACACGAUCAUGUCAGUGGGGACGUACGGCUGGUGGGUCGGAUGGAUGUCCGGGGGUAUCAGCAUAUACUACAAACACAUAUAUGUUCCUGGAAGUCCGUUUUCUAAGAAUUUCAUGAACAAUUCCAUAGACGAUUUCAUUUAUCCGGGAUGGAUUCCAAUGGACUAGCAUAACGUUUAGAUAAUUUUAUGAAAAAAACAGGAUUUGUUCAAUGAGAUUCAUAAACGGAAAAUAUAUAAUGCAUCGAUAGUCUGUCAAUAAUUCAAUAAAAUGGAAACAAUUUAUAGC